AUGGAACAAAUUGGCAUGCGCUUCUUCUCCGUCGACCACCUAAACGUUAUUCUUCGCGACCAUCAAGCAUCCACCCGCUUUCAUCGCUUCCUCACUCAGUACAGGCCAUAUACUCUGCCUUCCCUCGACAGUUAUGUCGACACGCAAAAGGCUGUUGCUGCUAUAGAAUAUGCCAACUCUCUUGCGGACAGUCUACCUUCUCUGACUGGCGACAUACCGAGGCCUGCAGCUACCGUGGAAAAGAGCUUUGAAGAACGAUCACAUAUGGUAGUGCAGGAGCUGGUGGAUGAUGCUCUGCCUGCCUACCUCACGCACCGCCUUGUACAGCUUGUGACUGACAGUCUCGUCAAAGAGAUCACCGGUAAUAUCGCGCCAGUCCUACGUAAUCUCAUUCCUUCUCUGGCCGAGGUAUACUGCAUCAGCGACCCCUCGCUACCCGACAACCCCAUUGUCUAUGCCUCUGAAGGUCCCUUCUACGACAUAGGAGGUUAUCAGAAGGAUUUCGUGAUUGGCCGUAACUGCCGUUUCUUGCAAGGUCCAAAAUCAUCUUCCGCCACUGUACAUCGAUUGAUAGAAGCUUUGAGAGCGGGCCAGGAGAUCACCGAAACGAUUCUGAAUUACCGACGAGAUGGCAUACCCUUCAUGAACCUCCUCAUGAUCGCACCGCUGUACGAUAACAAAGGCCACGUGCGCUACUUUCUCGGCUGUCAGAUCGACGUUACGCACCUGAUUGAAGGCGGCAAAGGCAUCGAGACAUUCGAGAAACUUCUUGCCAACGAUCGCGCUGAAGAACGAUACCGUGGUCGGAGCAGCCGCAAGCCAACGCAGGUACUGGGAGAGUUGGGCCAAAUGAUGAACGAUGACGAGCUGGAUGCUGUUAAUGUCCGCCAACGCAGCCGAUCACGCAGCUCGACACCUGCUGGCUCUUCGCGCGUUGGUCCUGCUCCUAUCAGGCAUAACCGCAAAGUCUUUGGCAUGGACGACUCUCUUGAACGUGGACUGUGGCCUCAUCCUUCUCUUGGUCCAUCUGGACGCCUGCCCGGUGUAUACCAGAAUUACCUACUCGUCCGGCCCUAUCCAUCUUUACGCAUUACAUUUACUUCUCCCGCUCUCCGAAUCCCAGGCCUACUCCAGACAAAGUUCAUGGACCGUAUCGGAGGUCCACAAGAAGUCCGCGACGGCGUGCUCGACAGCCUUUCCCACGCAACACCCGUGACAGCAAAGAUCUCCUGGCUCUCUUCACCAACACUACCUGACAGCCCUCGGCGCAUCAGCAUUGAAGGUAAACCUCGCUGGAUCCACUGUACGCCCUUGCUCGGUAGCGACGACAAAGUCGGUGUCUGGAUGAUCGUCAUGGUGGAACAGGAGCAAAUCACAGGAAAUCUCACAAGGCCGUCCGAACUUCCCAAUACUUUCCCGUCGCCACCGCCGAAUGUCAUGGGCAGAUCAUCGCUGGACUCUCCUGUUAGAGGCGGAGAAGGAGCGAGAAGUCCAAGAUUCAGACCUGAGACUGGGAAGUUGUAUGCUGAGUAUCUGCGCCGGGAGGGAAAGAGUCAUGGACCUGAAGAUGUGGCAAUCAAUGGCUCGUUGGGUAGUGGUAGCUUCAGGGAGGCGAGACCAUUCCACGACUUUUGA
Molecule: messenger RNA, 1635 nt
Organism: Aureobasidium melanogenum CBS 110374
Lineage: Eukaryota; Fungi; Ascomycota; Dothideomycetes; Dothideales; Saccotheciaceae
Exons: 4
Coding region: 1-1635 (544 amino acids)
Cellular component (GO): nucleus
Source: RefSeq, a predicted model, not a curated record